AGGAAACAGAAGAAGCAUCCAGUACCUUUGAAUGUUGGAUGCCGGGGUGUGUUAUGGUUAUGACUGUCUGGUCCAGGCGCUAUCAAACAGUGCAGUCUACAAUCAACACCAUCACAAUGGACACCGGCCCGGUAUCACCAGCCGCACUAUAGCGCAGUGAUUUCACCUGAUGACAUCUAAAUUAAAGCCCCAGCUGGCUCCACUGCCACGGACAGAGAUCUUUGCAUACUGGGUGCUGUCCUUUGGCUCACACCUGUACUCUUUCUACCACCUGCACAGGUUCUCCAAAGAGCAUGAAGCAGGAUUACAGAGAGAAUUCCAGCUGGAAAAAGGCCUUAUUAAAGGUUAUAAAAGGGACCCAUCAGACUUCGAGUGGAGUUUCUGGACCGAAUGGGCAAAGAAGUCUUUGCUGUGGACUCUGAUUGGUCAUGGCGUAAUAUCAAGACUGACCCGCACCUUUUACCCCGAGCUCAGAGUGCCAGCACUCACAAUAUAUGGCCUCUUAGCAGCCAGCAGUGUGCUGGGGAUUAAAGGUGUGGGUGUGCUGCUGGUACAGCUGGGCCUGUCGUUUGCAGCAGCACAGCUGCGAAAGCCUGCUCUGUCAUGGGCCUGCAACCUGCUGCUGCUCUCCACACUUUACAUCCAGCCACUUCAAGAGAUCCAGAGAGGCUGGUAUAAGACCGAGGAGGAGUACUAUCUGCUGCUCUUCAGCGUUGCUGUCUGUGGUCUACGCUUCAUCAGCUUCAGCCUGGAGCACUGCUGGUGCCCUGCAGACCGUGGUGGAGUUGUGCAGCUCUGCUGGUUGUUUUCAUACACUUUCUAUCACCCUUUUUUCUACAAUGGACCCAUUAUCACAUACAAAGACUACAUUGAGCAGAUGCAGAGGCCUGCUGAGGAAGGUGACAGGGACGAAUCAGCAUUUAGCUUCUUGGUGCUCAGAUCAGGACGGAUCAUACUAUGGUGGUGCAUUGCCGAAUACAUGAUCCAUGUAAUGUACAUGCACUCCAUCCAGUCUAAUGAGACCUACUUAGAGAUCCUCCCUCCCUGGGCCUUGGGCGGUCUGGCCCUGGCCCUCGUCCAGUUCUUCUAUGUGAAGUAUCUGGUGCUGUUUGGACUUCCAUCCAUGCUGGCUACUUUGGAUAAACUAGUUCCCCCAAAGCUUCCUCGUUGUGUCAGCAUCAUGUACAGUUUCACAGGGAUGUGGAGGCACUUUGACGAGGGCCUGUAUCGAUGGCUCAUCAGAUACAUCUACGUGCCGUUGGGAGGUUCGCGGCAUGGCCUUCCUUACAAAAUGUUAUCCACUGGCCUUGCGUUCGGAUUCGUCUGCCUCUGGCAUGGUGGCCAUGACUACUUACAGUACUGGGCUCUGAUGAAUUGGGCUGGAGUUCUGGUGGAAAAUGGACUGAAGUCUCUCUUCGCCUUGUCCUUUAUUCGCUCCAUUGUUGAGCAGAAUUUCUCCCCGGCGAUGGAGAGGCGUUGCGUUGCCCUUCUCUCUGCCUUCUCCACUGCUAUGCUCAUCCUCUCUAAUCUGGUGUUCCUUGGGGGGAUACAUGUUGGCAGAAUCUUCUGGAAGCGUGUCUUCAUUCAAGGCUGGUCCACCUUGUUCCCGCCUAUGCUGGCUUUCCUCUACUGCUUUGCUCAGAUUGGGCUUGAGUGGACUUCUCACCCACCAUGAGUCACCUUGACAUUUUAUCGGAGCGAGAAUCAAGCCACGAGACAUCCCAAACAACCUGCUGAGUCCAGUGCCUUCUCCUCACCAGUCUCUGUGGCGAACCUGGCUCUUGGCCACAGAACCUGUCCAAACCUGGCCAAAGUGCAGCUGAGCAGCCACUUUUCACAAUCUGCAACACAAGGCAAAAUCUGCCUGUAAGCUGAGACUUAAAGGAUUCACUCCAGGAGAGAGUCUCCUACUUUGUGGAAAAUGUUAAGUGCACACAAACUGUAAUAAAACGAGUGUAAUGCUGUAAA
This is a messenger RNA of Epinephelus lanceolatus (giant grouper), 1968 nucleotides long. RefSeq names its product hedgehog acyltransferase (gene hhat). Gene Ontology annotation, biological process: protein palmitoylation. Gene Ontology annotation, cellular component: endoplasmic reticulum. Gene Ontology annotation, molecular function: palmitoyltransferase activity. Lineage: Eukaryota; Metazoa; Chordata; Actinopteri; Perciformes; Serranidae. The record is from RefSeq and is a predicted model, not a curated record.